Molecule: messenger RNA, 1737 nt
Organism: Neomonachus schauinslandi (Hawaiian monk seal)
Lineage: Eukaryota; Metazoa; Chordata; Mammalia; Carnivora; Phocidae
Gene: CATSPER2
Product: cation channel sperm associated 2
Exons: 13
Coding region: 133-1737 (534 amino acids)
Biological process (GO): sperm capacitation; monoatomic ion transport; fertilization
Cellular component (GO): membrane; CatSper complex
Molecular function (GO): calcium-activated cation channel activity
Source: RefSeq, a predicted model, not a curated record
GGGACGCCGCGGAGCUGGGAGCCGACCCUGAGCUCAUCUUUCGUAGGGAGAGCUGAGUUCUGGGGGCGCCAGAGCCGGAGGCGGAGACGUGAAGUCAGGGCUGAGUGGGCGGAAGAGAGCCUCGGCUGAGACAUGGCCACCAAUCACCCAAGAGGACACGUGCAACUGCCCCGAGCUGAUGCCAUUCGUUCACGUCUCAUUGAUACUUUCUCUCUCAUCGAGCAUCUGCAAGGCUUGAGCCAAGCUGUGCCACGACACACUCUCCGAGAGAUAGUUGAUCCUUCCGGUCAGAAGAAGGUUAUGUUGGGAGAUCAACACCAGCUUGUGCGCUUCUCCAUAAAGCCUCGACAUGUAGAACGAAUUACACAUGGCCGGAGGCUGAUGAGCAGGCUUCGAGUGCGCUGCAGUCAGAGGCCACCUCUUUCCUUGUGGGCUGGAUGGGUCCUUGAGUGUCCUCUCUUCACAAACUUCAUCAUCUUUCUCAUCUUUUUGAAUACAAUUGUACUGAUGGUUGAAAUAGAAUUGCUUGAAUCCUCAAACACCAAAUUGUGGUCACUCAAGCUGACUCUGGAGGUGGCAGCUUGGUUCAUCUUGCUUAUUUUCAUCUUGGAGAUCCUUCUAAUGUGGAUAUCCAGCUUUUUCCUCUUCUGGAAGAAUGCCUGGAAUGUCUUUGACUUUGUUGUCACCGUAUCGUCCCUGCUUCCUGAGGUUGUGGUGCUGGUAGGGGUAACAGGCCAGUCUGUGUGGCUCCAGUUGCUGAGGAUCUGCCGGGUGCUAAGAUCUCUCAAACUCUUUGCACGAUUCCGUCAAAUUCGAGUCAUUAUUUUGGCCCUGGUGAGGGCUCUCAAGAGCAUGACCUUCCUCUUGAUGUUGCUGCUCAUCUUCUUCUACAUUUUUGCUGUGACUGGUGUCUACUUCUUUGAGGAUUUCACCCGUUCAACUCGCCAGGACCUGAAGUACCACAUGUUCUUCUCGGACCUGCUGAAUUCCCUAGUGACAGUGUUCAUCCUCUUCACCAUGGACCAUUGGUACGCACUGCUUCAGGAUACCUGGAAGGUGCCCGAAGUCAGCCGUGCCUUCAGCAGCAUCUAUGUCAUCCUUUGGUUGUUACUUGGUUCCAUUAUCUUUCGAAACAUUAUAGUAGCUAUGAUGGUUACUAAUUUCCAGAAUAUCAGGAAUGAGCUGAAUGAGGAGAUGACACAUCUGGAGGUUCAGCAUAAAGCCGACAUAUUCAAGCGGCAGAUUAUCCAGAGGAGACAAAACCUGUCCCCUGAAGCAAUGAGGUCAAGCCUAAGCAAAGUGGAUGCCAGAGAUGCCAGCCAACAAAGAGAAUCUUUGGACUUAUCAAAAGCUUUUGAAGAAGAGUCUAAACACAGUGCUGAUGAAGAGGGUUCAAGAACAUCUGCACCGAAAAUAAAAGAUUCCUUGUCAAAAAUGAAAAAGUCCUCAUCUUCCUCCUCCUCCUCUUCCUCCUCAUCUUCAUCUUCCUCCUAUUCCUCUUCUUCUGAGUCCAGAUAUUUAGACUCCAUUGGUCAGUUGGACUGGGAGACUCAUGUGCACCAGAAUCUGCCUGGGCUAAUGGAAAUGGAUCAGGAUGACCGUGUCGUUUGGCCUAGAGAUUCACUCUUCCGAUAUUUUGAAUUGCUAGAAAAACUUCAGUAUAACUUAGAGGAGCGUAAGCGGUUGCAGCAGUUUGCAGUGCAGGCACUGAUGAACUUUGAAGACAAAGAAAGCUGA